AUGAAUGAUGAAAAGAAGCGAUUUGCAACAUCAAUUAAGAGGCUCAUUGAUGAUGCAAAUGAAUCUGGGUACAGAGCUCCCAUAUCAGGAAAUGCUGGAGAAGAUUGUUUAGGCUAUAUUACCGAUCCUGAAGGAAGAUUAUUCAGAUUACAAAAACAAUAUAAAACAGAUGCUGAUAUUGGACCCGGAUCUUACACACCACAGCUAUCGAAAGCAAAAGGACGGACGAUUGGAGUGCGAAAUCCUGAAAUUGAUAAAAAACGUACAUUUUCGAAUAGACCUGCAUUCUAUUCCUAUGAAGAAAAACGGACUAAGAUAUUGCACUACAUACCCGGUAUAGUUCAGGAGGAUAUAUUACAUAAGAAAAGGAAGAAAACUGAGAUGGAAGAAGAGGAAGAAGACAACGAUGAGCCUCAAAAGGAACGUAAAGCGAAUCCAAAAGUGUUACAUCCAUGCUUUAAUCUAAAAACUCGUCCAAAGAAAGAAAAAACAGAAGACGAGGAAAAGAAAGAAGAAAAAUUGCUCAAAAAGAAAGAAAAAGAAAUGAAAAAGCGUGAAAUUAUGAAAUACUUCCCUACAGAAGAUGAAUAUGAAAGAAAUCCAACCGCACAAUGGGCAAAUCAAACCGGGCGAAAUUUUCCAGAAGCAAAACCAUCAGAAGUUCCAGAUCCUUGUGCAUACACUCUUCCUGAUACUAUUGGACGUGGAAAUGGAUAUAAAUUUAGACCUCGAGUUAAACAAGCCAGAAAAACACUUUCAGAUAUUACUCCUUCACCAAAUGAAUACGAUCCGAAAAUACCAGAAAAAGGAUACAUCGAAUCGCCACCAAAUAAGACCAAACCAAAAGAUUUCACGUUAUCUGCUCCAAAGAAUCUCAAAAAACCAGAUCCAGAACCUCCAGGACCAUGUGAAUUCCAAAAAUACGAAAGUCCGCUGAUAGAAACAAGGCCAAGGUCAAUUAUGUCAAGACACAGCCUUAAUCACGAAAAUUGGCAAAAUAUUAGUGAACAAAUACCUGGCCCUGGCAAUUACGAUUUGCAAACUUCUCUUGUUAAGCCUCGAGCAUCUUCUUCUGUCGAACCAAGAAAACCAAUUUCACAAACAAGUGGGCGCUUCGGAGAUCCAAUUCCAACGUUCUUCUGA
Molecule: messenger RNA, 1143 nt
Organism: Trichomonas vaginalis G3
Lineage: Eukaryota; Parabasalia; Trichomonadida; Trichomonadidae
Exons: 1
Coding region: 1-1143 (380 amino acids)
Source: RefSeq, a predicted model, not a curated record